Daphnia pulicaria is the source of this 1872-nucleotide messenger RNA. Its product is annotated as E3 SUMO-protein ligase ZBED1-like. The record is from RefSeq and is a predicted model, not a curated record. The coding region runs from base 1 to 1872 and encodes 623 amino acids. NCBI's taxonomy places the organism in Eukaryota, Metazoa, Arthropoda, Branchiopoda, Diplostraca, Daphniidae. The transcript has 6 exons. Gene Ontology annotation, molecular function: DNA binding; protein dimerization activity.
AUGGCUUCUAUAGAAAGUGACGACGAAUAUGUUGACGUUUUUGAUGGUUUGGUUGAGGAGAUGAAUAUUGAGGUUUUGGAUAACGUACAAGGGUCUAGUUCCUCAUAUGUUAGUCCUGUUUGGAAAUUUUUUGAAAAAGAUCCGAAAGACGAAACGAAAGCUCGAUGUAAAAUUUGUUCGUCGAUGCAUAAUCGCACUGGUAGCUCAACUAGUAACCUCAUUAAGCACUUGAAAUCGGUCCAUAAGAUAGAUCCUGGCUGUAAAAGAUUGCCCAAAAAGGGAAAAAGGGUGGCUAAUAAGGGAAAAGCUACGAAGAGCAAGGCUGACAUUGAGUUGGACCGACUUUAUGUUAUGUGGCUAUGUCACGAUCUCUUGCCAUUUCGAACUGGAGAAAGCAAAUAUUUCCAGAACUUCAUUGCUGCUCUAAAGCCUGAUUACGUCAUUCCAUCAAGAACUAAAAUCAGCCAGCGCCUGGUUCCAGAACUUGCAAAUGAAAUUCAAGAAAAACUUGUCAAGAUCCUACAACAACGGGAUGUUACAGACGUUGUGUUGACAACUGAUGCUUGGACAUCCAAAUCUUGUGACAAUUAUGAGGCUCUUACUGCCCAUUUCAUUUGCAAGAAUUUUGUUUUCAGAUCGGCUACGUUAGGUAUAAAAAAACUUGACAACCAAACAGCGGAUGGGCAUGUGCAACUAAUUGAAAAAAUGGUCAGCAAACACCAAGGGCUAAUGGAACGAGUAACAACAUUAACUUCCGACAAUGCGGAAGUAAUGAAAGCCACUUGUCGAAAACUUGGAGUCAGUUGGUUUGGAUGUAUUCCUCAUACCAUUAAUCUUGUCGUAAAACAUGGUCUCAAUAUUUCGGAUUGUGCAAAUCUUCUGGCUUCCAUUCGGGCAAUCGCUUCUUACUUUCGCCGAAGUGCGAAAGCAACUGCUUUAUUGACUGCAGAACAAAAAAAACUGAAUCUUCCAGAGCAUAAGAUCAUAAGAGACAAUGAAACCCGCUGGUCGUCUGUUUACUUCAUGCUGGCCCGUUUUCUUGAACAACAUAAGGCGAUUUAUAACGUCUUAACUGAUCUUAAAUCUGAUCUAGCUUUUCCGUCCUUAUCUGAUUUGAAAGACCUUGCCAUGCUGAGGGAUUAUUUGAAACCCUUUCAAGAAGUAACCACAGUAAUGUCGUCGGAGACGAAUGUUACUGCCUCGUCGGUGAUAUAUCUCGUCACUGAACUUAUGCGCCAUGCUUCAGAUUUCAGUUCCCAAUGUGCAAACAGAUACAAAGUUACGGCAGCUGUUGCUGCUACCAUGAGAGCUUCAAUGUUAGAACGAGGAUUUCCUUCCUAUGCAUCCAACAAAAUCCUUCUUCUUGCAACUAUACUGGACCCACGUUAUAAAACUGCUGGGCUACCAAAUGACGAAGCAGUUCAUAUGGCCAAAAGUGAGUUAUUUCGCAAGGCAGCUUUGCUUGACGACAACAAUAACACCAUUGAUGAAGUCGAAAUCGAGUUGCCAACGAGCCAACGCCCAAAAUCUAUUUUUGAUCGUCUGGAGAAAAAUCGAGCCCUUGUUAAUCAGUCAAACUCGAAUCGUGCUGGGUGUCGCCUAGAAGUUGAGUCAUACCUUUCGGAGUCGGCUAUUGGGAGACAUGAUGACCCUUUGCAAUGGUGGAAGGCCCGACAAAAUAUAUAUCCUCGUCUUUCGCUUUUAGCAAGAAAAGCACUUUGUAUCAUUGUCAACUCUGUUCCCUGUGAACGCUUCUUCUCAAAGAUGGGGCUGAUUAUAACAGAUCGCCGCCAACGUCUUAGUCAUCGUAAGGCAGGUUUGAUCGGGUUUAUAGCCCAGAAUUUGCAAAUUCUUUCUGAAGAAUCUGAAUAA